Messenger RNA from Cooperia oncophora, 2199 nucleotides. The record is from the annotation of a GenBank genome assembly. Lineage: Eukaryota; Metazoa; Nematoda; Chromadorea; Rhabditida; Trichostrongylidae.
AUGCUUAGCGAACAGGCUCAAAUCACAGCGUGCAAGUACCUUGGACAACUUUUAGCCGACUACAUCAACUCUUUCGACUAUUCGAUUGAACCAACAGUGGAACGAAUACUGGGCGCGGAAGCGUAUGCGAGUGCCCAAGCGGCGGUCGUGGCCACACUUGAAUUGUCGAAUCUCGUACGGCAAAUUGGAACUGCUGUAACACCAUUGUUUGUUGAGGCGUCAGGCAUCAUGGAGCACGUAUUUGCAUGCCUUCUUCAUCCGAUUCUAUCGGCUCGCACUGCAACUGCAUGGUGCUUGCGAUGUGUCACGAUGGCAGUGCCAAGCCAGCUCACUCCGUUGAUUGACAGAUGUAUCAGCAGGUUAGAGCAUAUGAAAUCAUGCAGUGACGCCAUCAGUGGUUACUCACUGGCUCUGGCAGCUCUCAUCGCAGCGGCCUCCGACUGUAAACUCGGAAUCCCCCAUGCAAAGCCCAAACAGGUGUUGACAUGUGCGGAAGACAUGCUUAAGACUGCCACUCAGCAAAGCCGACUUGCUGUUGCUAAGAUUAGCGCUGGUUAUAUUUUGCUGAAUGCUGUUGUUUCAAUGGGAUCCCCGGUCGUGAAGGAAAACAUGCCUCGUAUUAUCCAGCUUUGGCGAACAGCUUUUCCGCGAAGCACAAAAGAAGCUGAAGCUGAGAAAGGAAGAGGAGAUGCAUUCUCUUGGCAGUGCGCCUUGGAGCAGCGAUCAGGUGCACUGGGAGUGAUGCUGGCGGUGGCAAAUCAGCGAGAGUUGGCUGAUGACGAUGCCAUCAAGGCGAUGCUUCUUCCGAUCGAAUGUGCUCUGGUGAUGAGUUCGCAGGUGGGCACAUUGAUCCGAUCGUAUGGGACAAAAAUGCGAGCGUUGAUCAGUUGUGUACGUGUACGCGUCUAUCAGCUGUUAAUGCUGUUACCACCGAAGAGCUACGAACAUAUGUUCCAUUCGUUGCUACGAGAACUUGUCGCUGAGGUGACGCUAUCGGAUGAUCAAGCUUCCCAAGUGAUGUCGUCAGUAGCAGGCGUUAUGUGCUCGGGAGCUGAGCACACGUUAUUGGCCCCAUGGAGUGGUGGAGCUACCGACCAGGCCCUAGUUGAGGACCAGGUAAGCGGCAUUUUCACUGAACUUAAUGUUGGGAUUUACGAAGUGCCAGAGUUCAAAUUGCUGGUUGUUCAGCUACAAACCCUGUCCCACAUGGGAAGUGGAGCACUGGAGAACGACAUUACGUGCUUGGUCAGUGGCUCGGCAAAGGACGUGCACAAUCUUUGGCCAGAACCUGACACACCUCAGGUGGCUUGUCUAGAUGCGGCAAUAUAUGCUUUCGGAAGGGCAUUCCCGAUGAUACCCGAACGUCAGAAGCUUCAAAUAACGGAACAUUUCGCCGAGGUGAUCAAGAAUUGCAAACAAGCUCAACGACAGCAAGCGAUUCUGGUGAACGUGCUGUGUGCCCUAGCUCUGGCGUUCCGAGGAGUCACUGAAUCAAGAGGUGGUGCACGUCUGGAGAGCGAACCGUUAAGGAAGGCCAGCACAGCUCUGGUGGAGUCAGCUUUGGAAACUGGCACGACCCCACUAGUGCGUGCCGUUGCGGCUGAAGCACUUGGUCGUCUCUCGCAAGCCGUUGGAGAUCCACAGUUUGUUGCUCUGCGAGCGCAGGCAUGUUUCGAUAAGCUGCGUGUGUUCCGUGAUGGCCGUCGGGCAGGAUACGCUCUUGCACUUGGCUGUAUACAUCGGCAUGUGGGUAGUCUCGGCAGCGGACAACAUUUGCACACGGGUGUUUCCAUUCUUUUCGCUUUGGCGCGGGACCAUAACGCGCCCUCUGUGCAGGCUUGGGCAAUGGUUGCACUUUCCCUGAUCGCAGAAACGGGUGGUGGAAUGUUCCGUGGUUACGUUGAAUUGGCUCUGAGCGACUGUCUCACGUUAUUGCUGAACACACAAUCGGGCAACGUCGAGGUAGUCCAAGGCAUCGGCAAAUUGUUGACAGCUUUGAUGACAUGUGUCGGUCCGGAGCUGGGAUCGUGUGGCACUAUUGAGGGAGUGCGCGCUUCGCUGUUGGCAGCGUGUGCGAUACAGUUAGCCCAUCCUGAUCCACUGAUAAAAUCAGAGGCUAUUGGUGGCCUACAACAGAUGCAUCUCUACGCUCCACGAUACGUCAACUUGGGUCACCUUGUCGUCGACAUAGCAACGUGA